AUGUCGGAAACACAAAUAAGAGUCGCAUUAUUCGAGAAAAAAUUCAGUCCAGAUGAAAUAUCUUCGCCAUUUUCCUCUUCUUUCUCUUCAGUUUCAACAAAUCUAUGGCGAGACUUACGACCAGUUGAGUCCCUUCAUGGCCCUCAAUUCUGGCCAACAUCCAAACCGUUAGCACAGAAAUCUUCAGAUGUCGCGUCAGAGCGUAGUAAUGAUUCGCGAAAACAGAUUAAAAGAUUUUUUACUAAAAUUUGGAAAAAAGUGAAUUCGGGUGAUAUUUUGGUAAAGAAAAGGAGUAGUUCGUCGACAGAAAAGAGUGAGGAUUCCGAUAAUGAUGAAGCAGAGGAAGAAAGCUUAAUGGGCGGAAUCGAUAUCUCAAGAUUUCGUGAUGAUUUACAAGAAGGAACAUCAACAGGGUCUAAAAAGAAUAGCAUACAAUCUAGCAAUAUUAAAGCCAAGCGCGCUCAAGAGGCACAACACCCCAAGAAAAGAAAGCUGAUAAAAUGCCUUGACCUGAAAUAUACACCCUUUCUAAUUACGGAUGAUUUAUAUAUAUUAACGACACCGGUAGAAUUCACACCGAAUAAAGAAGCAAUUUCUCGCUUCCACACGAUUUCAUAUCCACCGCGACGAAAUCUAAAUCCGCGAUGGACACCGGAUGAACGAAUUGCACGACGCGUGCCAAAUGUUCUUUUUCAUGUUCACGUAUAUUGGAACUGGCCACUAGAAUUUCAUGUUGCUUUACCACGCGAUGUAUCAUUUUUCGUAUUCAAACAUACGAUGGAAAGAAUUCUCGGUCAAGAAAUCCCCUCAGAUUUUCGUGUCUUUUAUCAUACAAGACGGUACGGUAAUAAUGAUGUGAUGAGAGUUGGCGAUGAACGAGAUGAUGUAUUGUUGGAGUACUUAUUGAGAUGUGAAAAAAUACGUGUCGUGGAUAAUGAUGGCGUUUGGAGUGUGGGAAUGUUGGUUUGGCGAAAUAAUGUUGAGGUUACGCUAUUCUCAAAAUCUCUCUUAGAAAAGCGAAAAAAUACGCAUUGA
Ambispora leptoticha is the source of this 1035-nucleotide messenger RNA. NCBI's taxonomy places the organism in Eukaryota, Fungi, Glomeromycota, Glomeromycetes, Archaeosporales, Ambisporaceae. The record is from the annotation of a GenBank genome assembly.